Galeopterus variegatus (Sunda flying lemur) is the source of this 772-nucleotide messenger RNA. RefSeq names its product serine/threonine-protein kinase Chk1-like. Gene Ontology annotation, cellular component: cytoplasm; site of double-strand break; nucleus. Gene Ontology annotation, molecular function: protein kinase activity; ATP binding. The transcript has 5 exons. Gene Ontology annotation, biological process: protein phosphorylation; mitotic G2 DNA damage checkpoint signaling. The record is from RefSeq and is a predicted model, not a curated record. Lineage: Eukaryota; Metazoa; Chordata; Mammalia; Dermoptera; Cynocephalidae. The annotation marks the transcript as partial.
AUGAAGGUGGAGCUUGGGUUUAGAUUAGUGAGGAGGGGCUUGCUGAGAGAAGGUUAUCGGAGAGACUCCCGCGAAGGGGCGGUUUCGGAAGGUGGAGGAGUGUGGUAUCAGAGCGUCCGCGUUGUAGAUGGGGGAGAGAGCUUAGCCCUCUGCUGGUUGGGAACCCAGAGGUUUGGGCGCCGGCCUGGGCCCUUCCGUUUCUCGGGGCAGUUUGGCCCCGCCCCGGGCUCCUGCCGGCUUUUGGGGCGGAGUUCUUCGUCCUUUUCUCAACUUAGCCAAUUUGACAAGAAGUUCUUGUGGUUUGUGGAUCUCAGUUUGAUGUGUCUUUACAUAUUUUCUUCCUGCCAACUGGGUUUGUUUGCUGCUGAGAAAGUUGUGCCUAAUAACCUCAAAAUCUCUGACUUUGGCUUGGCCACAGUGUUUCGGCAUAAUAAUCGUGAGCGUUUAUUGAACAAGAUGUGUGGUACUUUACCUUAUGUUGCUCCAGAACUUCUGAAGAGAAAAGAAUUUCAUGCGGAACCAGUUGAUGUUUGGUCCUGUGGAAUAGUACUUACUGCAAUGUUGGCUGGAGAAUUGCCAUGGGACCAGCCCAGUGACAGUUGUCAGGAAUAUUCUGAUUGGAAAGAAAAAAAAACAUACCUCAACCCUUGGAAAAAAAUCGAUUCUGCUCCUCUAGCUCUGCUGCAUAAAAUCCUAGUUGAGAAUCCAUCAGUAAGGAUUACUAUCCCAGAUAUCAAAAAAGAUAGAUGGUACAACAAACCACUCAAGAAAG